This is a messenger RNA of Exophiala viscosa, 1463 nucleotides long. RefSeq lists its product as uncharacterized. The record is from RefSeq and is a predicted model, not a curated record. Gene Ontology annotation, cellular component: endoplasmic reticulum. The transcript is spliced from 2 exons. Lineage: Eukaryota; Fungi; Ascomycota; Eurotiomycetes; Chaetothyriales; Herpotrichiellaceae. The coding region runs from base 85 to 1260 and encodes 391 amino acids.
GUACAGACCUGACUUUCUUCACAAUCACCUCCGCAUUCAAUCAGUUGCCAGCAUCCUACAGCUCAUCCAGAGCUGGCAACAGGAAUGAUGAAAUUCCUCACCGCCGCGUUGUCCUGCGUAGGGCUACUGCAGUAUGUCGCUGCUCAAGGCGCAUAUCUAUACACCGUCGACCGCAAAGUGAUGUCCUCAUCAACGGCGAUGAUCGACUCCGAGAUGGCGAGCGCAAUCAUCUCCAGAAGAAGAGCCCUGACAGAAGACCGAUACCUUGGAAUAACCAACGAGAUGUUACUGCAAGACAUCGACGCAUACGGAGGUCACCAGGCACCGCUUUUCGCGAAUGGCAAGAAAACCGACGCACCAGGCAAAUUGUUCAUAAGAAUAACAGGAGUGGAUUUGAAAAUCAAUGAUCUUGAUGCAGCCAUGCCUGAUCUAUGGAUUCAGGAGCCGACGAAAGACCUUCUUACAGACUUCAAAGCUGUACCAAGCCGACAAGAGAAGGAUAACAUCUGCGAGUACAUCGUACCUCCCAGUCUCAACACACCAAAUGCUCAGGGAGUGGAAGUGGUUUUUUCGUAUCCUCUGGAAGACGAGAAAACAUGCCUCGCCGCCUCCGAGAUCCCAAACACCCCCGUCAUUAUGACCCUUCACGGCUUCCUACCCAGCAAACCCUCAGAGGCCAAGUCGAAGCUUGGAUCUCUGAUCCGCAUCCUCAAGCACUUCUCCGCCACCGAAAACGUUGAGUCCACCCUUCUAUUCCUCCCAUCGAAGCUCUCCGCGCCGUCCAAGAGCCAUCACAAUCGCGCCCGCGCCGCCCAAGAGACGGAAGAAGAACGCCUCGAUCUCCCAUCAUCGACCGCGGCGUUGGUGUUCGACACACUAGCAUCGUCAAACGCCUCCGACAACUUCACUUUACCAUCCGUGAUCCCACAGUGCUUCUCCUCGCAAUCUUCUUGCCAGAACACCACGAACUUCUGCUCCGGCCGCGGCAACUGCUACAGAGCACAUACCAACUGCUUCAAGUGCCGCUGCGGGACCACGAUCGCUCACGUGAACCAGGACGGCACGAAGAAGACCACACAGUGGGGUGGUGCGGCAUGUGAAAGGAAAGACAUCAGCAUACCUUUCAUCCUCUUCGCCAGCUUCGGCAUUGCCAUGACAGCCUUGAUUUCAGGCGCGAUAGGUAUGCUUUAUAGCAUGGGCAGUCAAGAAUUGCCGAGCGUGAUUGGUGCUGGUGUGGCUGGGCCGAAAGCUGGCAAGUAGAUUCUCGGAGCAGGGGAGGAUUCAUCUGUUUGUUGCGCUGGGUGGAAAUCCUGUGCUGCUCUAGAAAUGCGGUAAUGAAGCUCUGAUGUCUCAACACUGUGUGGUCUGUCCGCUUCGAUGUAUUGUAUAGAUGUUACUCUUAUCAUGCUGGACCAUCAGGCCUGGGAAUAUAAAUGAAAUGCAAUGGGACUUGAAACAAGGAU